Messenger RNA from Penicillium alfredii, 1104 nucleotides. Its product is annotated as S8/S53 family peptidase. Gene Ontology annotation, biological process: proteolysis. The record is from RefSeq and is a predicted model, not a curated record. The coding region runs from base 1 to 1104 and encodes 367 amino acids. NCBI's taxonomy places the organism in Eukaryota, Fungi, Ascomycota, Eurotiomycetes, Eurotiales, Aspergillaceae. Gene Ontology annotation, molecular function: serine-type endopeptidase activity. The transcript is spliced from 4 exons.
AUGGAUCCAUCCCUGGACCCUAUCAACUAUGUCUAUCAGAAGGAAGCAGGCGAAGGCAUCAUCAUCUACCAUGUUGAAAUGGGCUGUACGUCUUAUAAAAAAUACUGGCACCUCAGAAAGGAUAAGAAAGGCAAGAGGAAUAAGGAUUGGAUAUCGAGAACUGACAAGCUCAGAAGGGAAUAUCCUUCGGCACGUAUUCGCGAAUCCAUUCUUACCCAGACAGCGAAGGACGAAGGUCUCAAGAAAAUUGGGGAUGAGGGGCUUCAACGGUCUUCUCCCCAAGGAGGAGAUCCUUCGCACUCUACUUGUGUCAUUCAAAGAGCGGCGGGGACAACCGGGGGGGCAGCCAAUAAGGCUACAGUGCAGCCCAUCAAAAUCGGCAAAAAACUUACUCUUGAUAACGUCGCUGAGGGCCUUGAGACGGCAGUCUCCACUAUCAAGUCCGAUGAAACAGCAGGGAAAGCCAUUGUGCUCCUGACAUCAGGGUUUAAGAAAGAAAUGGACUCCGGCAGUGCUAUCGACAGCUGUCGCGAUAGUCUCAAGGAACUAGUCAAGAUGGGUGUCCCUAUUGUUGCAUCCGCCGGAAACAGUGCCCAGAGCGCAAACAACCGUGGCCUGCGAAAGGCUGUUGACACUUAUCCACCGGUGUUGGGGAACGAAAUUCCCAUGAUUGUGGUUGGGAAUGUCAACUGGGAUGGGACCACAAGUCCGAGCUCGCAGGGCCAGGAUGACGACUCCAUUAGGAACCCGGAUAAGGCUUUGGUUCAGAUUCAUGCCAUGGGGGUUGGCAUAACAUGUCUGGAUAAAUAUGGCAAAGAUGACGGACUCCCUGGAUCUGGAACGUCCUACUCGGCCCCUCUUGUGGCAGGACAACUCGCUGUUUUGAUGUCUACCAAUGACCCAAUGCUGCCGUUCCACGGCAAAACAGGAGAAGACUUUGUGAGAUCAGCGAAAAAGUUCAUCGAGGAUGUGGCCCAAUGGAAGCGGCCGAGUGGGACUAGUGUGACAGAGAGGGACGGGAGAGUGAUCCAUGGUCAGAAUAAGGUGCUCUGGAAUGGUGUGUCUGCCAGGAUCCAGGAGUAUUUCGCAGCACCCGAAUGCUGA